This is a messenger RNA of Sitophilus oryzae (rice weevil), 1479 nucleotides long. Its product is annotated as deoxyuridine 5'-triphosphate nucleotidohydrolase-like. Gene Ontology annotation, biological process: dUTP catabolic process; dUMP biosynthetic process. Lineage: Eukaryota; Metazoa; Arthropoda; Insecta; Coleoptera; Curculionidae. Gene Ontology annotation, molecular function: magnesium ion binding; dUTP diphosphatase activity. The transcript has 2 exons. The record is from RefSeq and is a predicted model, not a curated record. The coding region runs from base 19 to 456 and encodes 145 amino acids.
GAUGAUGAUGAAAUAUUGAUGAUGGAAAAGAGAAAAUGCUUGAAAUAUGUAAAAGCAAUUCCAGGAGCCUUUACUCCUACCAAAGGAUCUCCUAGAGCUGCAGGAUUUGAUUUAAGGAGUGUCUACAGUAUAACUGUACCUGCAAGGGAUAAGGCGCUCAUAAAUACAGGUCUGAAAUUUGAAUUGCCUUCAGGAUGCUAUGGAAGAAUAGCACCUAGAUCAGGAUUAGCUUCAAAAAACGGCAUCAAUGUUGGAGCUGGUGUUAUCGAUCAAGAUUAUAGGGGAAUUGUGAUGGUUCUACUCUUCAACCAUUCGAAUGAAGACUUUCAAGUAAACGUUGGAGAUCGUAUAGCUCAAUUAAUUUGUGAGCGUAUACACUAUCCUGAAUUGGUUGAGGAAAAAGAACUUACCCAUACAGAACGCAACACCAAUGGUUUUGGAUCAACAGGGCGAUAAUAAAAACCUAGCUCUAAGUGUUUUUUUUAUAUAACUUGCCUAUAAAUAUUAUUGUAAUGAAUAUAUUUAUUAAGUAUAUUAAGCCUAUUAAAAAAAAAUAGAAGCAUUUAUGCUAGAGAAAUUUCCUCAAAUCGUGGUAUAAAAUGUAAAGAUUAUAUUAUUUUACUUUAGUAUCCAUAAUAGUUAAGACAGAUAGAGAGCGUGAAAAAUUUUAUUAAUAAAAAAAUAAGAAUGGUAAAUACAGAUCUUCCGCAAGAAGUAUCAGACGAAAUUCGUAAAUGGCGAGAAUUUAAAAGAUGUCCUGCAUUCAAUUACGAGUGUGGUAGAUUGUUGUCAGCAUUUGACAAUCCUGGGAAAUUAACAGGUGCUGAUUUAAAAAGGCUUACCGACAAAUCUGAUGUACCUGAAUAUGUGAAAACUGCAGUAAAACGGGACAUUGAUGAUCGCCAUGCUGCACAUUUACGUAACAUACCUGGACAUUUUUAAUUUAUGAUUAUAAAUAGAUCAGUUUGUAAUAUUUAGCAUAUGUAAAAAAUAAAGUGUUUUAAAAGAUUUGUCUAUGUGUGUUUUUCUGUUAAUAUCUCCAGUCUAGACUAGGUUGGUUAAUACAACAUUUAGUUUUAAGCAAACCAUCUAAAAUUAGUACUCUUAUUGAUAACCUUUAACCUAUUAUGCAUCAUCACAUAAAAUAACAACGCAAUAUUUUUAUUGAUAAUCUUUGACCUUUUAAACGUUAUCACAUACAACAACAACAACAAGGCAUAAAAGUAAACAAUAUAAAAUUAGUACUCUUAUUGAUAACCUUUAACCUAUUAUGCAUCAUCACAUGCAAUAACAACGCAAUAUUCUUAUUGAUAACCUCUAACCUUUUAAACACACAGCAACAACAUGGCAUUUUCCUAAAUUUUAAGGAAAUUUCUCGUCUAUAGCACCCCAACCUAUGUAACUCUUAUAACAUGGCAUAUAUGCAAACUCCCUAAAUCUACUUAUUUAGAUCUGGCAAAGCAGCAUUUACACUACCCU